AUGUCGAAACUCACCUUCGCCUUGAUCGGCGCAGGCAGUGCAGCAGCCGGAGCAGCCGUAACAGCAGCGCUCUACUCGACCAAGAAGGACAGGCUGCCGCCUCCACCAGCUGUCACGACCACAACGACCACAACCGUCACUGGGCCUGCACGGGCAGGGCCAGUAUCGGCAGUCCCCGCGGUCCCCUCUCCUGCGGCUGCUCGAAGAGCUCUCGUCGACCCCAACGGCCUCUUCCAAUAUGGCUUUCCUGGUCCGGUCAACGACCUCCGCCCCGCCGCCUCGCUCACAUCGUCGUACGACCGACGGACGCGAAACCCGCAAUGGGUAGCUGAACACAUCACCCCUGAAUCGCUCGCAAACAACAAUGCAGACCGGAAACACAGUGUCUUUGUGGAAGACGUCACCAUCCCAGAGAUGUUCCGCGCAAAGCUCAAGGACUACUUCCGCAGCGGCUAUGACCGAGGCCACCAAGUGCCCGCGGCAGACGCAAAGUGGAGUCAGGAGGCCAUGGAUGAUACUUUUGCGCUGAGCAACAUGUGCCCACAGGUAGGCGAUGGCUUCAACCGCGACUACUGGGCGCAUUUCGAGGACUUUUGCCGCAGACUUACGCACAACUACCCCUCCGUGCGCAUCGUAACCGGCCCGCUAUACCUGCCCAAGCGCGAAGCCGACGGCAAAUGGCGCGUCUCAUAUGAAGUCAUUGGCUCACCGCCCAACGUCGCUGUACCUUCACACUUCUACAAGGUCAUCUUCGCCGAGGACGGGAAACAAGGCGGCCAAGUUGCACUGGGCGCAUUCGUGCUGCCCAAUGCAGUUAUCCCGAACACCAAGCCAUUGACCGAGUUUGAAGUACCGCUCGAGGUAGUCGAGAGGGCGAGCGGACUGGAGUUUGCAACAAAGCUGAGUCCCGAGAGGCGCAAGAGGCUGUGUCAGGAGGUCAACUGCAGUGUCACUGUCAGGGAGUAUGCGCAGAGGCAGAGGGCGUUUGGCAAGAAAUAG
Exserohilum turcica Et28A is the source of this 999-nucleotide messenger RNA. RefSeq lists its product as uncharacterized. Gene Ontology annotation, cellular component: nucleus; mitochondrial inner membrane. NCBI's taxonomy places the organism in Eukaryota, Fungi, Ascomycota, Dothideomycetes, Pleosporales, Pleosporaceae. The record is from RefSeq and is a predicted model, not a curated record. Gene Ontology annotation, biological process: apoptotic DNA fragmentation. The coding region runs from base 1 to 999 and encodes 332 amino acids. Gene Ontology annotation, molecular function: single-stranded DNA endonuclease activity; RNA endonuclease activity; nucleic acid binding. The transcript has a single exon.